UAACAGACGCAGCCGGACUGUAAGCCCCUCUGACCGGAUUUGUGUGUUUCCAUAUGACCGGGCUUCCAUCCGCAGCUCCCACACACAUGCUGCAGAGCCGCAGUGGACCCAGACCGGCAGGGGCAGAGCACAUGAGCCAGUGUGAGCUGCGGGGAGGCUUUGUCCAAGUCCCCCUGUUUUUUGUGGUUCGCGGAUCAUAAACACUUGAGGACUUUAUAAACAUGCACCUACUGGGAAUAUCUCUUUUACUGGCAUAUCUGCUCUACUCCAACCUCGCCAGUGACUUCAGCCACUCCGACUAUUAUUAUGAUGAUUACUACGAGCACGAGCAGAUGGACGCGCCGGACUCUCCACCGAAGCCAGACAUGGAGCAGAGGUUACGUUCAGCCUCGAGUGUUGACGAACUGAUGAGUCUCAUCUAUCCUUCAUACUGGGCAGCUCUCAAGUGCAGGUCCAAACUUUCUGCCGCAGCCUCGUCCUCUGCCAGAUUCUCCCAUAAGUCUCAGCUGCAGCCUCGCCGACUGAGGCCGCCGACGGAGACGGAGGAGCCCACGUUCGCUGCCGCCUACCUCAACCUGGACGUGCUGAAAAGUAUAGAGUCGGAGUGGAGGAAGACUCAGUGUAUGCCCAGGGAGGUGUGUGUGGACGUGGGGAGGGAGUUCGGAGCUCCCACCAACAUCUUCUACAAACCCCCCUGUGUGUCCGUCUACAGAUGUGGAGGAUGCUGCCACUCUGAGGACAAGCAGUGUAGGAAUAUCUCCACUGGGUACCUCAGCAAAACCCUGUUUGAGAUCACCGUGCCCAUCACGCAGGGCACCAAACCGGUCACCAUCAGCGUGGCCAACCACACCCAGUGCAGCUGUCUGUCCAAACUGGACGUCUACAAACAGGUCCACAGCAUCAUCCGAAGAGCACUGCCAGAGUGUCCAGUGGCCAAUAGGACGUGUCCACCUGGUCACAGUUGGAGCACCAAGGCGUGCCGGUGUAUCAGCAUGGCUGGAAAUGUGCACCACAACGCAGCUCCACCACCUUUACCUCCUCCAAGAACUUCUCAGCAGCACAUGGACAUCUUCUCCUCAGACGUGUGUGGUCCAGAUAAAGAACUGGAUGUGGAAACCUGCCAGUGUGUUUGUCGACAUGAAGAUCUGGUCCAAGAAUGCAGCCCGAACCAGCACCUCGACCGCAACACCUGCCAAUGCGUCUGCAACGUGCCGCCUUCGCCCACCUGCCCGCCGAACCACACCUUCAACAAAGAGACCUGCCAGUGCACGUGUAGCAAGACGUGUCCGAGGCACCAGCCGCUCAACAGAAACAAGUGUUCCUGUGAAUGUAACGAGUCGCCCAAUAAGUGUUUCCUAAAAGGACGGAGGUUUCACCAAGCCACAUGCAGUUGUCUGCGGCCUCCUUGCGAGGUCAGGAGGCGGAGGUGUGAUCCGGGUUUCUCCUUCAGCGAGGAAGUGUGUCGCUGCAUACCGUCCCACUGGAGACGGCUGGACUAACCACCACCUAAUGAGACGCUAACGAGAUGCUAAUAACAAACUGAACUCGGCUUUUGUCACCUCUCCCCUGCUCGUGAGAAUCCCAAUCAGCUGUGGUGGCAGCUACGUAUCUGGACCCUGAAAAAUGUGGGAAAACCUUGAUUGGAGUGCAGACAUGGGAACGCUGGUGACCCGGAGGCGGGAAAUGCACUGACUUGACUUAAAGGACAUGGUGUUUUAAUGGGAGAGUGGCUGAUCGGAGCCCGGACAGGAAGGGAGUCAACACUCGACACUUGUUUUAAAGUAUUGUCUAAAUAAUGUUUUAAAUAUUGGGGUUUUGUAUUAAUUAUGUCAUAGUAUUCUUAUGUCAGAUCUUGAUUAUAUAAUUUAUUAAAUGUUAUUUUCAACCUCUGUUUAUUGCAAUUUCCGUCUUUUCCAUGAAAAUACACUGUGAUCAAUAUUUUUGUAUCAUGUAAAAUAUAUGUUGGAAAAUA
This is a messenger RNA of Sphaeramia orbicularis (orbiculate cardinalfish), 1972 nucleotides long. RefSeq names its product vascular endothelial growth factor c (gene vegfc). Gene Ontology annotation, cellular component: membrane. The transcript is spliced from 7 exons. The record is from RefSeq and is a predicted model, not a curated record. NCBI's taxonomy places the organism in Eukaryota, Metazoa, Chordata, Actinopteri, Kurtiformes, Apogonidae. Gene Ontology annotation, molecular function: growth factor activity; chemoattractant activity; vascular endothelial growth factor receptor 3 binding. Gene Ontology annotation, biological process: positive regulation of endothelial cell proliferation; induction of positive chemotaxis; positive regulation of mast cell chemotaxis. Bases 222 to 1499 code for a protein of 425 amino acids.